AUGGCGAAGCUCAACGCCACCGUCGCUGCUGUGCUCGUGCUGCUCGCCUUCCUCGCCGGGCAGUCGGUUGCCGGGCGCUACUACUACGACAAAGUCCAGGACAAGGUGAGGAAGGAAGUGGAGAAGGCCAUGGCAAACAAUCCCAGCAUUGGCCCCGCCCUUGUUCGCUUGGUCUUCCAUGACUGCUGGGUCAAUGACCGCCUAGGGGGGCCCGACUCCACGCCCGUCGACUCCGACUACCAGGCGGCGCUUAACAAGACAACGCCUCUGACGUUGCUCAAGAGUGGGCAGAACCCGACGGUGCCGAACAACGCUCGCGACGGGAGCGACGCUUUCCAGAAGGACGCUGCCUACGACCCCGUGGCAAUGGGGGUGAACCCGAAGAGGGGCGAGCUUGCGUACCAGUACACGAAGAAAGGUGCCUGCCUUUCGCUGGUGGCCCGGAGGAAGCAAGCGCUGGAGGGCGUGGCGGCGGACGUCUCGGACGUUCUUGUCAUUCUGGCUGACAUCUCGGACGCGGAGCAAUCGAGGCGCGCCGUCGAGGCCAUCGUCGCUCACUUCGGCAAACGUAUGAGACCAUCUCUUGAACCAUCUAGUUGCCAAUGCCGGGUCUGGUCCAGCUGCUUCUUCGACGAAAUCACCAACAUAACCGGGUUCAACAAAAUGAUGGAUGUGAAUUUCUGGGGCUCUGUCUACCCAACCUACUACGCCAUACCACACCUGAAGGCCAGCAAAGGAAAACUCAUCAUGUCUUCCUCCACAGCCGCGACGGCGCCUACAUCUAGGAUGAGCUUGUACAACGCUACCAAGGCAGCACAGCUCAGGUUCUACGAGACACUGAGAUCCGAGCUUGGCUCGGAGGUUGCGGUGACUAUACUGACGGCCGGAUUUCGGGAGUCUGAGAUGACCAAAGGCAAGGCCAUCCAGAAAGACGGCGACGUCGCCAUUGACCUGGAGGCCAGAGAUGUGCAGAUUGGGGUGUUCCCAGUGGUUCGUGUCGAGAAGCUGUUCGAGGUAGCCUUGGACGGCAUCCAGAGAGGCGACUGGUACGUGACAUGGCCGUCGAUGUACCUGCCGAUGCCGCUCAUCGCCUGCAUCGCCCCCGAGGUCCUCAACUGGCUGUCCUACGCGCUGUACAACGCCAAACAGGGGAGCCUGCCGCUGAGCCAGAGAAUGCUGGACGCCACCGGAGCCAAGCGCUUCUACCCACCGUCGCUUCGGCAUCACCCGGGUAUCAAGACGGAGGGGACUCAUCACAAACAAGAUAUCGAUGCAGCGUCAAAUGUGUAG
Miscanthus lutarioriparius is the source of this 1290-nucleotide messenger RNA. The record is from the annotation of a GenBank genome assembly. Lineage: Eukaryota; Viridiplantae; Streptophyta; Magnoliopsida; Poales; Poaceae.